AUGACUUCGCUGCAACGGCAGUUGGAAGCAUUACGGACUCCGGCUACCAGCCGACUUGGGACCGAACGCUUCAUUGGAUCGUUGCUAUUCGAUCGGAAACAAGCCGCAUCGCUUUACAAAGAAGAAGCGCAUAAAAUUGGUAUUUCUUUCGUCGUUGUUUCAAUCUUCAGUUCUCAACUCCGCGAUGCUUAUACUGUGAUUUAUAUUGCAUGA
Molecule: messenger RNA, 213 nt
Organism: Anisakis simplex (herring worm)
Lineage: Eukaryota; Metazoa; Nematoda; Chromadorea; Rhabditida; Anisakidae
Source: the annotation of a GenBank genome assembly